Pocillopora verrucosa is the source of this 5331-nucleotide messenger RNA. Its product is annotated as polycystin-1-like protein 2. The record is from RefSeq and is a predicted model, not a curated record. NCBI's taxonomy places the organism in Eukaryota, Metazoa, Cnidaria, Anthozoa, Scleractinia, Pocilloporidae. Gene Ontology annotation, biological process: detection of mechanical stimulus. Gene Ontology annotation, molecular function: protein binding; calcium channel activity. Gene Ontology annotation, cellular component: membrane.
UCUGACCAUCGAUGUAGAAAAUAUGAAUGAUGAUUCCUCCAAAGGCUUUUCUGCGUGGCUUUUUGAAAGCAGCACCAUUCCUUUUGGUGGGUCUUGCACGGCAAGCAAAUUAUCUGGAGUUGCUAUUCAAACCGUCUUCACUCUUAAAUGUGCUAACUGGAACGAUCCAAACACACCUCUUCUUUAUGAAUUUCUGCUACCCCUGGCAGAAGGACUUAGUGCCAUUUUGUCUUAUAGUUAUUCCACUGCUACAGAGAUAAUGCUACCUCCCGGUGAAUUCGUGAAAAACUAUUCCUUAACAAUCGACGUGGUAGUUGCAAGCUCCAUUGGUUCUAGUUCUAGUACUUCUUUAACGAUGCAGGUUUUUCCUUGGCCUAUGAUGAGUACCAAAAACGCGUCAGGCGAAAUACUCCAUCUUUUGGAAAAGCACUUCGUCGUCCAUAGUAGUAGAGGAGACGUUACACGGGCUACCCAGAUGGCCAUUGCUGUUUUAAAAUCCUUAGAGCUACAGAAAGACGAAGUUAUCAAUAUAGAAGAGAGACGCCAGAUCAAAAGCCUCAUCGUAAAGACCUUGAGCAAGAUAGAUAUCGGAGACCUGAGGAAGCUCAUUCAACUCUCUUCUGUUAUUUCUCUUACGAUGAAUGAUCCAGCAGAGAUCACAGCGGAUACUAUGGAACUUAUAAUGGAGAUGGUGCAGAAGAUGACAAAGUUAUUUGACGAUAUCAGUGCUAGAGGGUAUGCAUUUGAUAUGCGUUAUUCUCGAAUAGCCGAGAAGAAUCUAGUUUACUCAAUAGGAAAACAGCUUCAAGUUUUAUCUAGUGACAAUGGUGCUAUAGAGGGCUCUAGUUCCCAAAACAUAACUACCUCUUUGGAAAUUAUGCGUAGAGUGUUGCAGACUGUAAUCAAGGGAAAAGUUGUCGGAGAGGACCCAAGUGUGAUAAAAACGGAACUUUUGGAGGCUCUUGUCGCAAGAAGUCAUCCAGAAUAUGUGGCAGGUUCUUUACUUACCUUGGAGACAUGUUACGUUCAUUUUCCUGAGUCACAAAUUAUGAGAGACAUGCUUUCUGGCACUGGGGAGUACGUUGACUUAGAGGUAAUUUCGUCGAAAGUCAACUAUUAUAAACAGAGUACCACCUCGUCAUUCAUCACAUCAUAUAUUGUUGAGGUUGAUUUAAGAAGAGACUCUGGCGAAGUCCUUAAUGUGCGGAACCUUACCACCGACAUACAACUAGGAAUAGAACUCCUCAACGGCAAUGGAAGUUCACCUGAAAAUGACUCUGUUCAGGAAAACAAAUAUUUUGUCAAGCCAGGAAACAUCCAGUACCACAGAAUUGAAGUGAAUCGCGAACGAACCUCAUACCUCAUAACAAUGGCGUCUACGGGAAAUUUGAACGUUUUGGUGAAAUAUGAUAGCAAGCCAACAACGGAUGAUUUUGAUGCAAAUUUCACUGUUCCAGACUAUUCUUCAUGCACGAGAAAUUUUAUUAUCGAUGGGGAUGAUGAAGAAUAUAACUGCAGUCGUCAUCCAAAUCAACUGCUUUUGACAAAUGCAGUAAUGCAAAAGCCUGGAGUUUAUUUUUUAGGAAUCCUUUAUACUCAACACUCCUCCCCUGGUAGCAAUUCCCAUCGAAUGCGGAGGUCUUGUUUUAGCGCCAACAGGCAAAAACGGUCAUGUAUCGAGACAAAAGACCCUCCACCCCCUCUGGGUGUUUACGAGUACGCUACCAUCCCAGCUUAUGAUCCACGCGUUGACGUGAACUACACUCUUGUCUCAGAUGAACUCAGCUGUCGAUUUUGGUCACAUGAAGAUCAGAAAUGGCUAACUGAAGGCUGUAAGGUCGGACCUCAGUCCAAUAAGCAUCGUCUUCUUUGUCUUUGUAACCACCUUACAUCGUUCGGUGGAGGCCUUCUAGUAGCACCCAAUCCAAUUGACAUUGAUACCGUUUUUAAAGAGUUCAGCCGCCUCGACGAAAGUGGUAACUUUGGUGUCCUUCUUACGAUCAUUUUCGCAUUUUUUUUGUAUUGUAUUGCCUUCAUCCUCGCCAAGAGGGCGGAUGGAAGAGAUCUUGCUAAGCGUGGGUCUAGGAUUCUUUUGGAAACUGAAGAGUGUCUAGUCGCUCAUCAGUAUGAGCUCACAAUCAGCACAGGUGUGUGGUCAGAAAGUGGCACCACAGCCAGAGUAACUAUGGUGUUUUACGGUAGCCAUGGAAGCAGUGGACCAAUCACUCUGCGCGGGAACCUGUAUCCUCCGCGGUUGCUGCUAUCUCGUGGUAGUGUCGACAGGUACCUUGUCUCACUUCCAGCAUCCCUUGGAACUUUAACCCACGCUUAUGUUUGGCAUGAUAACUCUGGAGAAAGUCCUUCUUGGUUCUUGGACUACAUAGUUGUUAGGGAACAAAAAACGAGUCAAGAAUGGAAAUUUUUAUGCAAUCAGUGGUUUUCUCCCAACAAGGACGAUGGAAAAAUUGCUAGGAAGUUGUUGGUCGAGAGCACAAACUCAUUUCCUGAAUUCCAAGAGACAUUCCGCGCGCGCCUGUCUGGUACACUGUAUGAAAAACAUUUAUGGAUGUCUUUAGUUACUAAACGGCCGGGAAGUUCAUUUACACGAACUCAACGUGUUACGUGUUGUUUGUGCGUCAUAUUCAGCGCCAUGCUGGCCAAUGCAAUGUUUUUUAACAUGAGCGGUGAACCUACGGAGAAUACAAUCAAACUUGGUCCACUGAAGAUUUCAAUGAAGCAAAUCAUUAUAAUGAUUCAAAGCUGCUUGAUAAUAGCUCCCAUCAAUUUCCUCAUUGUUGCCCUCUUCAAAAACUCCAGGUCAAAAUUCGACAAGUAUUGUUGCAAUCAGUCAAGUGAAAAGGAAGAUCAACAUUCCGUGGAAGUGGAUGACGAUGGAAACAAGCCCUUGCACCAUAUUUUUCUUUACGCUGCUUGGUUUCUUUGUUUGGCCACUGCCAUAACCUCUGCCACAGUCGUGUUCUUCUACAGUCUUAUGUGGGGUAAGGAGACGGCCGAUGAAUGGCUUUCAUCAAUCCUGAUGUCCAUAACCAUGGACAUCCUUGCAAUUCAACCCGUGCGCCUUGUCACGCUAACCGCAGUCGCUGCCAUAAUAAUAACCAAAGCAAAGAGGACAAAAGCGAAGCUCUCAUCUAAGACAAGAUCUCUGGCACGGAGGAACAAUGGGAAUGAUGAACCACCUGAUAGUUUUAAAGGAGCCUUGCCGGAUGCUACGCAGUUGGAAGGUUACAAAAAGUACAGAAUCAAUGAAUCGAGAACUGUGUCGGCAUUCCAAUCUUUGACGUUCUUCGUUUCAUAUCUUUUGAUACUUGGGAUUGUGUGUUAUGGAAACCAAGAUUAUCACCAAUAUCUGAUAGGUAGAGAAGUUAAGGCUAUUUUACCACGAAGUGAAAAGGUACAUGAAGCGUUAGGUUUGUGGAUGUGGUUGAUGAACAUUUAUGCUCCUGCUAUGUACCCAUCACAUUGGUACAACGGCGAUAAGGGAAACAACGAGAUGUACAUCAGUGACAUGAGCUCUGUGUUGAUUGGCAUGCCACGGAUCAGACAACUGAGGAUCGAAAGAAACUCAUGUCCUAAGAGGCUCGUGGAAAUCUGUAACGUUACUGAAGUUUGCUAUCCUCACUAUGCCAUUUGCCGUGAAGAUAAAACACCAAUGUACCUCCCAAAAUGGAAACUUCCUCCAACUGUUCUUUCAUCGUCCUCGUUUGAUAGAUUGUGUCCAAAGCCUUGGCGGUAUCAUACCUCAGGAGAAACUAACAAUUUACCAAAAGUAACCCCUCGAGAAACAUAUGGAGGAGGUGGUUAUGUGGCUGAUCUUGGAUAUGAUUUACAGACAGCAAGAUACGUUAUGGAAAACUUAAAUGAGAACAGCUGGAUCGAUCGGCGAACUCGAGCCGUCGUCUUGGAAUUUAACAUUUUCAACAGUAACAUGAACAUCCUCGUGGUCGCACAGUACUUCUUCGAAUUCCUACCAACAGGUGGAGUUUUCAAAUAUGUUAGUGUGCAAAUGUUGAAUUUGUAUGGAACAGAGACUGGUUUGGUGCAAGUUGUCUUACUUUGUCGCCUUCUUCUUCUGGUCAUGAUCAUUGCUUUCGGUGUAAUUCAAGUGGUCAAAAUGUACCGUCAAAGAAAGUCAUACUUCAAAAGCUUUUGGAACUGGCUUAUUCUUGCCCUCAUCAUUACUUCUAUAACUUCUGUAGUUCUUCACAUCUUUCGAGAGAGGGCCGCCAAAGACACCAUAAAGGAACUUCAGAGGAACAUUUAUGCUAUGGUCAGCUUCCACAAACCUUUACGUUUGCUGCACUUUGAAACUGCUGCUCUGUCCAUCGUCAUCUUUCUGGCGACAGUUAAGCUGCUGAGACUCCUACGCUUUAGCAAGCAAACAGUAUUUCUGUCGAUAACAGUUCGAUUUGCUGGAAAAUAUUUGUUUUCCUUCUCGUUCGUUUUCAUUAUCAUUUUCUGUUCGUUUGCCAUGUCUGGUAUGAUGGCGUUUGGAUCUGUUGUGGAGUCCUAUUCCAGUUUCCCACGUGCCUGUGUGGCUCAGUUUGAAUUCCUACUCGGAAAGGCUGUGCCCAAUUUUCAAAUGGCAAGAGUAAACCCUUUUCUUUCCUUUGUGUUUUUUAGCCUUUACGUUUGCUCUAUGACUGUCUUUUUCCUCAAUCUAUUCAUCGUCAUUUUGAACUGUGCUUUGGAGGAGGUUAAGAAUAAUCUUGAUUCUGUGGCAGAUGAGCUCGACUUGGCCGAAUUUAUGAUUAGUUACUUGUUCCAGGGCAUUUCUAAUCUAUUUGGCUGGAAAAAACGCAAGAACUGCAAACUCUAUUGCGAGAGUAUGACUUUUGAAGAUGAAUGCGCCUAUGUUGAGAAAUGUCUUAUUGAAAUCGAUCAAAGACUCUUCAUAUUGUCAGAGCCCACCUUUCCGGAAGAGCGUUACCGUUUAAAGAAAGAUCGGAUGGUGAAUACAUCCCUGUUCCAGACGCAGUCUCAUUUGAUUAAUAGUGAAACAGGCUCUGACAGCAAAGUAACAUCCCUUCAACAAGCAGAUAGAAGGAGUAUGAGCGAAGAAGAAACUCUUGAUAGUCCUGAAAGAGAAGUUGUAGUGGAAGUGGACUGCGAUCCCUCAAAUUUCACCGUGAAAGAAAUGAUAGAAAAUUGUGAACAAACGAUAAAUCGAACGGCCUCCCCUUCGCAAAUACAUAUGGCCACUGAAUACGAAGAGAAUUAUUAAAUUUGGGAACACUUGUGGCACUUAACAAAAUAAUCUCGAAGUAUAUUAUCACUUUCAUUGUGUAAUGUAAAAUAACUAACCAAGUCUCA